This is a messenger RNA of Limulus polyphemus (Atlantic horseshoe crab), 1655 nucleotides long. RefSeq names its product dnaJ homolog subfamily B member 4-like. Gene Ontology annotation, cellular component: cytosol. Gene Ontology annotation, biological process: negative regulation of transcription by RNA polymerase II. Lineage: Eukaryota; Metazoa; Arthropoda; Merostomata; Xiphosura; Limulidae. The record is from RefSeq and is a predicted model, not a curated record. Gene Ontology annotation, molecular function: protein-folding chaperone binding.
AACUGUUCAUUUAUUGGUUAAACUGGUGGACUGUACGCGGAAGUAGUGAAAUUUGUAAGCUGUACUUUAGGGAUAGUAGUUUUUUGUAUGACGCAUAACAGUGUAUAUACUAUCAGUUAAAGACGCUAACAUUUAUUAUCCUUUUCACACAAUUUUUUCUUAUUCUUUUUGAGCAUAUAUGACACGCCCGAAUUUCAAAAGUUUUUAUUAUAUAGGAUAGGUUAUGACGCAAAGAAAGGAAACGGGAAAUAAAAGCUUCACUGACGUAGUCGCGUGUGUCAGAAGUUGUCCGGAUAGACUGUGUUUUUGUUAAGCUGCUAUAACUUGCAGCGUUAUGUUCUGUUCUUAAAUGCCAUGGGGAAGGACUAUUACAAAAUUCUUGGCUUAAGCAGAAAUGCUUCAGACGAAGAAAUUAAGAAGGCAUAUCGAAAGUUAGCUCUAAAGUUCCAUCCCGAUAAGAAUAAAAAUCCCGAGGCAGAAGAAAGGUUCAAGGAAGUGGCAGAAGCUUAUGAAGUGCUAAGUGAUAAAAACAAGAAAGAAAUAUAUGAUCAGUAUGGUGAAGAAGGACUGAAAGGAGGUAGUGGAGGAGGUGGCGGUGGAGGUGGCUCAGGGCCACAGUUUACUUAUACGUUUCAUGGAGACCCUAGAGCCACUUUUGCCCAAUUCUUUGGAACUGAUAACCCAUUUGAAAGCUUUUUUCUCAAUGGUGGGCACGGAGGGGGGCCAAAUCUUUUUUUUAUGGAUGAUGAUAUGAACAUUGAAUCUGAUCUGUUUGCUUCACCCUUCGGAGUUAGUGGUCGUAAUAACCCUUUCCGCUCCCAGAGUUUUACUGCAGGGAGCCCAAAUUUGAAUAGAUCAAAGCCAAACAAGCAAGACCCACCGGUUGAACAUGAUCUUUAUCUCUCUCUGGAAGAAGCCUUCAGGGGUUGCACUAAGAAAAUGAAGAUCAGUAGGAGAGUCCUAAACCCCGAUGGUCGUUCAACACGACGAGAAGAAAAGGUGCUGACAAUAAACAUUAAACCUGGUUGGAAAGCGGGCACCAAGAUUACUUUUCAGCGAGAGGGAGACCAAGGUUUCAGCACUAUACCUGCUGACAUAGUCUUUGUCAUUAGGGACAAACCUCACUCAAUGUUUAAACGAGAAGGCAGUGAUGUUAGAUAUGUGAUUAAACUCAGUUUGAAAGAGGCAUUAUGUGGAACUAGCUUUGAUGUGCCUACCCUAACGGGAGAAAAACUGACCCUUCGUAUCAAAGAUGUCAUUAAACCUAACAUGGUUCGUCGCAUCGUGGGGCAAGGUCUUCCAUACCCCAAGGAGCCAAAUCGAAGAGGUGACAUGAAUGUGGUCUUUGACAUAAGGUUUCCUGACACUUUAACCGAAUCCACAAAACAAAUAUUGUGGGAUUGCUUACCUUAACUCUCCUAGACAUGAAGAUGAACAUGAAAUUCUUGUUGUUGCUUUAUUUCAACAAAUUCGUUUUGCACAGAGAUAAUGAGACCUCAACAAUGAUUGACUUUAAAAUUAUGUUAUAACAACUUGUAUGCUCAUAUUUUUUUUUUAAUCAGUAUCAAACCAGAAAGUCCUGUCACAGAAGAUGCUAAGCCUAUGUUAUAGUAAAUAAUUAUAUAUGUUGUACAAUAAACAUUAAAGACAGCAAA